Molecule: messenger RNA, 2790 nt
Organism: Cotesia glomerata
Lineage: Eukaryota; Metazoa; Arthropoda; Insecta; Hymenoptera; Braconidae
Gene: noc
Product: zinc finger protein Noc
Exons: 2
Coding region: 207-1709 (500 amino acids)
Biological process (GO): negative regulation of DNA-templated transcription
Cellular component (GO): nucleus
Source: RefSeq, a predicted model, not a curated record
UGGUUCUGGUUACUGACGACGCUCAUUGCAUCCAUGGAAUGCGUACGAGACGUUUUACAUCUGUUUGUAUUGAAUUUAAACAAAAAAAGUUCUCGAUUGUUUCAAUUGUGCUAAUUACAUUGUUAUUUUAAAUAACAACUUAAUUAAUUGUGAUUUUAAUAUUUGGAUUACAGUUUUGUGUGUUUAUUGUAAAAGUGUUUAACCAAAUGGUUGUGCUAGAAGAAGGCGGUAUGUUGACCACUGGACAUAAUCAGUACUUACAACCAGAUUAUCUUUCUCCGCUUCCAACCACGUUGGAUGCGAAGAAAAGUCCGCUAGCUUUGCUCGCUCAAACAUGUAGUCAAAUAGGGGCCGAUUCACCAACAAAGCCGCUUAUUUCUCCACUGGACAAAUCUUCAAAAAGUGGAAUUUCAAGUGGUGCACAUGCACGCUCUCCGCCGGUAGCUAAAUUAGAACGGACACGCAGUAGUCCGUCGGAGCCAAAACCAUUGGCCUUUAAGCCAUAUGAAACAAAUGUACUUUCUAAUAAAAAAUCAAGUGAUGAUGGUAGACCCACAUCAAAAGCUAGUGUACACAGUGCAAGUGGUAAUGAAAGUUUAAGUGCUAGUGAUAACAAUAAUGUUGAUAAAAAAUCUGGUGGUAAUCGUACACCCCUUGGACGUAAAUCCGCUUCACCAAGUGUAACAAACACCAGUGGUUCCAGCAGUAACAAUGCAUCAUCUUCACCAAUUGAUCGUAAAACACCAGCGCAAGAUUGUGAAAAAUCUGUUUCUCCACGAAAUAGCAACGGCGCUAGUCCGAUUAUAAGAUCAGGUAUGGAAGUAUUGUCUGGUACUACUGGACAUACUAAAGAAAGUUUAAGUGCCGCCUACAAACACUCAACAUUAAGUAGUGGUUUUACUAGUGGUAAUCCAUUGUGCUGCCCGCCAGGAUUAACCGAAAAUCCAGCAUUUAGGCCACCGUUUGCUGGUGCUUCACCUUUUUCGCAUCAUCAUGCAGCAGCCGCUGCAGCAUUACUUGGUUAUCCGUCGGCAGCUACUCCUACUGGUAAUCCUUAUUUAAGUUACACUCGAGUAAAAACACCAGCUGGUGGUGAGACACUUGUACCAGUUUGUAAAGACCCUUAUUGUACGGGGUGUCAGUACAGUAUGCACAAUGCCCAAAUGAUGAUGACUGGUGGUCCUUGUCCGAGUGGAUGUACCCAGUGUGAGCAUCAAAAAUACGGCUUAGCAAUGGCACUUUCAUCAUUAGGACCCAUGCCACCACCAUCACUGUCUUACCCUGGAUCGCUAACCAGCGGUAGACCUUACGUCUGUAAUUGGAUCGCCGGGGAAACUUACUGUGGAAAGCGAUUCAACACUUCCGACGAAUUGCUCCAACAUUUGAGGAGUCAUACAAGUUUUAGCGGUGGAAAUGACCAUGCUGUUGCAGCAUCCGCGGCGCUUCUUGCCGCCGGACAACAUUCCCAUCCGCCACAUCCACUUCUUUCGCCGUCGGCUGCGUUACACCGUGCUGCUGCGGGUGGCAGUUAUCCAGCACCACCUUUAAGUCCUCUUAGUGCUCGCUAUCAUCCCUAUGGAAAACCACCCACUGGACCACUACCUGGAUCUCUUGGUGCAUCUCCCUACAGCGCAUUCAAUACUCUCGGUCCUUACUACUCGCCUUACGCUAUUUACGGUCAACGUAUCGGUGCUGCAGUUCAUCCGUAAGAUUAAUUUUUGGAAGUUUCGAAAAAAUAUUGAGCUUUCAAGAUUUAUCAAUAAAAAUAAUAAUAUUAAAUUAAGUGUUUUCUGUAAAUAACACGUGGUAAAUUAAAAUUGUAUAAAUUUUAUUUAAAUAUCUCUAAAACUCUAAAUAUAUUGAUAAAAAUUGAUAUAUAAAUAAGUAUAAAUAUUAACAUUUAAAAAUAAUUAUAUAUUUAUGGAUACAUAAAUAAAAAAUAAAUUUAACUAAAAAUCAUAAAAUGAAAUAAAAAAAAUGCAUUAUGUAUCUUAAUGAAUAAAAAACACAUGGUACUUUUUGUCUGGACUAAUAAGUGAUGGUUGUUUCUCGAUAAUAAUUGCAAGUAUAGUUCUACUAUACUUAUCACACAAGCUACAACUGAUUUAUGAGCGGGCAUUAUAAAACAUUGCGUUUACACGAUUGUUGGUCCACUCGAUUAUAAAUUAUCAAGCGAUAUCACAAGUAUGUCUGUAUACAAUGUGAAUGUAUAUAUAUAAAUGUAUGAAUUGCGUACGCGAGUGUGUAUUUCGUUUGUGCAUAUGUGUUGCGUCGGUAUAAAUAAAAUGCAAACUCAUUGGCGUGGAUAUAAUAAAUUCAUAAAUCUCCAUUUUCAUUUUAAUAAAAUGUCAUUUAUUUAUUACACAUCUUAUUUGCAUAAACAGAUAUUAACAAAUAUGCAUACAUAUUUACAGUUAUGUUGUUUGUAAGUUAAAAUAUUAUUUGCGAUAUUAAAAAAUUAUUAAGUUGUAAAAAAAUCGAUGUCAAUGUACUUUUUUCCCCAUUUUGAUAAUGGUGAUUCGUGUUUUUUUAUGUCCAUUGUAUAAACUGUGAUAUUAAGAUUUUUCAUUUGUUGAUAUAUUAAAGACAAUGUUUUUACCUUGCAUAAAUCAGUAAUAUUUUUAAAAUAAAAAUAUUGUAUGCAAAAUAAAUUAUUUUAAAUUAUCGGAUCAAUGUAUUAUCGACGCUUACUUGGCCUACGAUGCACAUGUCGCUCGCUGUGUAAAUAGGAAUUGUAAAUAUAUCGUUGAGUUUCCAUACUGCUUUAAUAAACAUGUUUGUAGAAUCAAA